AUGGACGAACUGAGGAGGAAGGGGAAGGAACCAAAGAUGUUUGAAGCAAUGGACGCGAAGGGGCCUAAGUGGCCCGACCAUCCAAUUCAAAACUAUGAGAAAUGGGGAGCAGAUGGUAAAUGGUACUUCUUCACCACAAGAGAUCGCAAGUACCCCAACGGCUCUCGUCCUGCACGCCACACUCAUGAUGGAUCCGGGUACUGGAAAGCUACAGGAUCCGAUAAGCUUAUGCAAUGUCCUGGAAACCAUUUUGCACUGAGUAAAAGUCUGGUGUAUCAUUUAGGAAAUUACCCUAAUGGUACAAGGACCAACUGGGUCAUGACUGAGAUUGUACUCACUGAUGCCGAUAAAAAGCCAGUUUAUGGCUUCUCACUAUGCACCAUCACAAGGAAAAAAGAGGAUGGUAGAAGAAGAAGAAGGAACAAUGAUGAUGAAGCUAGCUCCAGUAAUCAAGUUCCUGAAAACUUGCAGAUAGUCCCUCUAGAAUACAAUCAAGAAGUUAACCAUGUAUGA
Messenger RNA from Asparagus officinalis (garden asparagus), 513 nucleotides. Its product is annotated as NAC domain-containing protein 72-like. The transcript is spliced from 2 exons. The record is from RefSeq and is a predicted model, not a curated record. The coding region runs from base 1 to 513 and encodes 170 amino acids. Gene Ontology annotation, biological process: regulation of DNA-templated transcription. Lineage: Eukaryota; Viridiplantae; Streptophyta; Magnoliopsida; Asparagales; Asparagaceae. Gene Ontology annotation, molecular function: DNA binding.